Colletotrichum karsti is the source of this 3300-nucleotide messenger RNA. Its product is annotated as putative telomerase reverse transcriptase. The transcript has 11 exons. Gene Ontology annotation, biological process: telomere maintenance via telomerase. Gene Ontology annotation, molecular function: telomeric repeat DNA binding; telomerase RNA binding. Gene Ontology annotation, cellular component: telomerase catalytic core complex. The record is from RefSeq and is a predicted model, not a curated record. NCBI's taxonomy places the organism in Eukaryota, Fungi, Ascomycota, Sordariomycetes, Glomerellales, Glomerellaceae. The coding region runs from base 1 to 3300 and encodes 1099 amino acids.
AUGGCGCCUAAGAGAAAAGCACAGCAACCGCCACAGAAGCCUGCUCUGUCCAAGAGAGUCAAGGUCGAGCCCAUCAAGACUCCUGUCAAGCAUUCUGUCCUUCUGCAGUAUUACGGUGACGACAAUGUGUGGACUCUUCGCGACUAUCUGCUUGCCAAGCUCCCGGCUUCCUCGAGGCUUCGCCGCAGGAAGAUUGCGUCCAUUGGAAAGUCGGUAGCGAGCUUGACACAGGCAACACUUCCCGUCGAAGACGAUUUGUCCAAAUUGCUGGAUACGAUAAUACUGUGGAAGUCCUCACAAAAGGGCGAUGAGUCAAUCCUUUCACUUUCGGGAGGGCUAAACGAGGCAAACGACAUGCAAAGAGAGCUCGUAGAUUUCGUCGUGUGGCAACUUUUCUCCAGGGUUCAGCUCGGCGCUUGGCCCAAGCAUCUCCUUUGUGAUGGCUUCAGACGUGGCCAAAACGCAAGGCCUCACCCCGUCCAUACGAACCAGUUUGUCGAAACACUGACAGAUUCGCCGUGGCCUCAGCUUCUCAUGCUUUUAGGCAAGUCAGGAGAGCAGAUCAUGAUAGAUCUGCUCAGUGACACUGCCAUCUUCAAGCCGGUACAGGCGGGUGCUGGAAAUCUUUACCAGCUCAGCGGUACGCCCAUGUUUGAGCGGCAAGGAAAGGAAGGGCCCAAGAAGGAUUCAUGUCUCGGCUAUGAGAGGUCCCCCUCUGAAAUAUCGUUCAUGAGAAAUCGCAUGUUAUACGCUCGAGCAGCUCUUACUGGCAGAGGCACCGUUCACUAUGGUCUUCGACAUAUACAUGUUCUAAGUCGUUGCCCGUUGCUUUCUUGCAACGAGGAGGCUGCUGCAGAGAGAAGGCUCCAUAUGGAGCUGAACAAUGACAAGAACACUCUGAAGGUCAUGAUGUACAUCUUUCCUCGACAGUUUGAUCUGCACAACGUGUUCACCUCAAAGGUCGAUCAUCUCAAGACGGCGCAAAAGCUUCCUGACUACACACUCCGCGAGGAAGAGAUCGCAAAGGUUGCCAAAGACAGACAAAUCAAAACACCAAAAAGAUUACGUGGAGAUGUGAAACGACUGGUCCAACAAAUGCAACUCUUUCACAGUCGAUGCUCAUAUGCUGAGCUGCUGCGUCAUUACUGUCCUUCCGCAAUUGACAGCAAGGCUCAACAUCCGCUGGAGAAAAAACUUCCUAGUCAAUCUCAAAAGUUCGUGAGUUCUCAGAGUCUAGGCUCUAGCACUCAGCGAACAACGUCCACGGGUCGAAGCAAGAUGACCACCGAGAUCGGCAACACGCAGCGGCAACAGGUACCACCCACGCCGGUAAUUGAGUUUGAUACCAUCACUGAUCUGGCAACGCCAACCGCUCACGUGUCCGCGUUUUGCCGGGCUGUGCUGGCGAAGAUCAUUCCGAAUGAGUUUUGGGGUGUUGGUGAUACUCAGACCCACAAUCGGAACGCUAUCUUCAAAAAGGUUGAUCAUUUUAUCAAAUUACGAAGGUUUGAGAGCAUGUCGCUUGAAGAGGUGAUGGAAGGCUUAAAGGUCACAAACAUGGAAUGGCUCGCGCCGCCCAAGUUGAAGGGCUUGAAGACAAGUCAAGGGGACAUGAAAAAGCGCCUUGAGAUUUUGCAUGACAAUUUCUACAUCACCGAAUCAAGCUCCGACCGCUAUCGGCUCUUCUUCUUUCGACACGACAUCUGGCGCUACGUUGCAGAGCCUGCUAUGGCCAACCUCAGGAGUAAAAUGUUCGAGGAGGUUAAAUUGAACGAAGCAGAACGAAUUCUUGGGUCCAGGCAGCUGGGGUUCAGUCGCAUUCGGCUGCUCCCAAAGGGCAAGUCCAUACGACCCAUCAUGAACUUGCGAAGGAGGGCGACUGUCAAUGGGAAGGGUGCCCUUCUUGGGCCGAGUAUCAACUCCAUCCUUGGUCCUGUCCACUCCGUGCUUAAACUGGAAGCGGAACUUAACCCCACGAAGCUGGGCUCGUCCAUGCUCUGCGUGGGAGAUGUUUACCCGCGACUGAAUGCUUUCAAGGCGAGCUUCGGAGAGGAACCACAAGAAUUUUUCUUCGCGAAAGUGGAUGUGCAAUCUGCCUUCGACACAAUUCCUCAAAACGCCGUCGUUCGAUUGAUGGGAGGCAUUCCAAGAAAUGAGCGAUAUGUACUCAGGAAGCACAUGGAAGUCAAGGCCAGCUUGGUGGACUCUCGAAAUCAGAAGCGGCCAGACACCAAGUUACCAAGACGAUGGCAUUCGCUUGCCGCUACGUUAAAUGACCCGGCUAGCUUCGCACAAGUCGUCGAAGACCGCCUCGGUCUGAAGAGGAAGAACGCCGUCUUCGUUGGCAACCUGUCACGCAAGGAGUACGACAAGCAGAAUCUGCUGGCAUUGAUGGCAUCUCACAUACAGCAGAAUCUCGUCAAGGUUGGCAAGAAAUACUACAGACAGAAAAACGGCAUACCUCAGGGAUCCGUCCUGUCUUCGUCCCUUUGCAAUUACUUUUACGCCGACCUCGAGGAACAGCGCCUACCCUUCCUGGUUGGAGAAGACAGCCUACUUCUAAGACUGAUUGACGACUUCCUGUUCAUCUCAACAAACCAGAAAAAGGCUCGCAAGUUUGUACAAGUCAUGCACGGCGGAGUCCCAGAGUAUGGUGUCACUGUAAACCCAGCCAAGACGCUGGUAAACUUCGACUUGGAGCUUAGGGGCAUGAAGAUUUCUCGAGUUUCGGAAUCCGCACAUUUUCCGUAUUGCGGUUUGAAGAUCGACUGCCAAACACUCGACAUUGUCAAGGACCGCGAGAACGUCAAGAGAAUGUCUGUGGCCGACGCCCUCACGGUUGAUUUCGGACACAAGCCGGGACAAAACUUCCAGAGGAGAAUUAUAAACGCCUUCAAGAUCCAGUCUCAUUUGAUGUUCUACGACACCAAGCACAACGCCCUCAACACGGUCAUCACCAAUCUUCACAAGGCCUUCAUGGAGACAGCAGACAAGAUGAUGGCCUACUGGCGUUGUCUCCCCGUGGGCAAGCGGCCUACGGAGAGCUUGCUAACGCAAACGAUCAGUAAAGUCAUCGAAGCGGCCUUCAUGCUUCUCACCAGCAGAGCGAGAAAGGAGAGACAUCCGGGCUACAGCUGCGCGCUGGAGAAGACUCAUGUCACCUGGUUGGGUCUCGAUGCUACGAGGAAGGUUAUCAUGAAGAAACAAGCAAAACUCGCCCAAGUCCUGGGGUGGAUUGACGUGGAACUGAGCAAACUCAACUGGAAGAAGACGGCACGGGUCACGAAGAUUAUCAAGUAG